AUUUUCUCUUGUUUCUGCACUGAUCACUUGGAGACUUAGGGUCCUGGGGUGGUGAGCGGGUGCCGAAAAAGGAUGGACAAAUGCAAGCGGGUUAGGGGACUCCCGAGAGGCGGACUCAGUGCCCCGGAAGUGACUGACCUCCUGGCUUUGCAGGGAGCUGGUUCCUCUUGCUACGGCGGCCGAAGGGGCUCCAAGUGUCUGUGGCUUCAGCAUUGACGGCGGACAGUCUGUUGCGGCUGUGCGAUCUGCACCUUUUUUUUUUUUUUUUUUUUGGAGAUUGCUGCUGGAGCUGGAACCUGCGUGGGUGGCUCCUGCACAGCUGUUACGCUCCUCCAGAUCUGUCUCGGGCAGGGGUCCGCUAGAGGCGACCAGGAGGCAGGAGAAGGUUGGAAUGGAAUGUGGCUGCUCGCCAAAUGACCAGAGAUCAUACUCAUUCUCAGCUAUCAAUAUAUCUACGCAUCUAGUUUCUCCUAUAACAUACAUAGAGAUCAUUUCGGAAUUGCAGUAUUGAUACUUCUUUUCCAACAACAGAUUUACCAAUCAGUACAGAAGAUUAAGUUCUAUGGAAGAAUGAAGUUAAGUGAUGGAUUUUUCUUUAGAAUUUAAAUAUGGAGGCCACAGGAACAGAUGAAGUUGACAAACUAAAAACUAAAUUUAUAUCUGCUUGGAACAACAUGAAAUAUAGCUGGGUGUUGAAAACAAAGACCUAUUUUAGCAGAAAUUCCCCUGUACUAUUGCUUGGAAAGUGUUAUCAUUUUAAAUACGAAGAUGAAAAUAAACGGUUACCUACAAAGUCAGGAUGUACAAUAGAAGAUCAUGCAGUUGCGGGAAAUGUAGAAGAAUUUCGCAAAGAUUUUAUCUCUAGAAUAUGGCUGACCUACAGAGAAGAAUUUCCCCAACUAGAAGGCUCAGCUCUCACUACAGACUGUGGCUGGGGCUGUACAUUAAGAACUGGCCAGAUGCUGUUAGCUCAAGGACUUAUACUACACUUUCUUGGUAGAGCUUGGACGUGGCCAGAUGCUUUGAACAUUGAAAAUUCAGACUCUGACUCGUGGACUUCUCACACUGUCAAAAAGUUCACUGCGUCAAUUGAAGCAUCACUUUCAGGGGAAAGAGAACUGAAAAAUACAGCAUUUUCUCUGAAGGAAACCACUGGGAGAUACUCUGAUGACCAUGAAAUGCAAAAUGAAAUCUACCACAGGAAAAUCAUCUCUUGGUUUGGUGACUCCCCGUUGGCUCUCUUUGGCUUACAUCACCUAAUAGAAUAUGGAAAGAAGUCUGGGAAAAGAGCUGGGGAUUGGUAUGGACCAGCUGUGGUAGCUCACAUCUUAAGAAAAGCAGUUGAAGAAGCGAAGCAUCCUGAUUUACAGGGAUUAACUAUUUAUGUUGCACAAGACUGCACAGUUUACAGUUCUGAUGUGAUUGAUAAACAGCGUGCGUCCAUGGCCUCUGAUAAUAAAGAUGACAAAGCUGUGAUUAUUCUAGUUCCUGUUAGACUUGGUGGAGAAAGAACCAACAUGGACUAUUUAGAGUUUGUAAAGGGUGUCUUGAGCCUUGAAUACUGUGUGGGUAUCAUUGGUGGCAAACCCAAGCAGUCAUAUUACUUUGCUGGCUUUCAAGAUGACAGUUUGAUUUACAUGGAUCCUCAUUACUGCCAAUCUUUUGUGGAUGUCAGCAUAAGGGAUUUCCCUCUUGAGACAUUCCACUGCCCUUCUCCUAAAAAGAUGUUAUUUCGAAAGAUGGAUCCUAGCUGCACAAUAGGAUUUUACUGUCGAAAUGUUCAGGACUUCAAACGAGCAUCUGAAGAAAUCACCAAGAUGCUGAAAAUUUCUUCAAAGGAGAAAUAUCCUUUAUUUACUUUUGUAAAUGGCCACUCCAGAGAUUAUGAUUUCACAUCUACUACAACCAGUGAAGAAGACCUUUUCUCAGAGGAUGAAAAAAGAAGAUUGAAAAGAUUUAGCACAGAAGAGUUUGUCUUGCUUUAAAAAUCAGCACACCUGUGCUUGGCGAGAAGUCCUUUGAAGGACAGAAGUGAAGAGAAACAAGUAUACUGGAAGCCGGUUUAUUUUAACAGACAUCCUAAUUUUAUAUGUUCUUUAAAACAGAACGUUGGGGGAUAGGCAAGAUUUAAAAAUAUUUUUCUGAAAAAGAAAUGACUUAAUGAACCUUGAUUUGUAAUAAGUAUCGAGUGAUUCAGAUUUCCUUCCGAUUUAGAGGAGAUCUGCAAGCCUUCCAGUCUUCAAAUUCUUCCCUCUAGUCUCCUGAAUGUUUUGUGUUUUAGGCCUGGGAAUUGGGAUUAUAAGAUAGUUUGGUGCUUUUUUUAUAUACUAGUGGCCAGAAGACUGGAGAAUGAAUCUUCCAUCUAGCUUCCUGCAACCAAAUGAUCUUUUCAGCGGUGUCUUGCUAUAUUAAAUAGUAAUUGUUAGUGUGCUAUGCAUACAGUUAUAUAAGCAGAACUGUGAGCUAGGGUGAUACUUAGCAGUAUGAUUUUAUAAUGGCCCGUCAUUUUGCUUGCUAUUGAGCCUUCUCUGAGGAGUCAAUAUAAAGUAUCGGUUUUCCCUAUAAAUUUAAAGGUUAUGUUAAUAAUAACUGCAUCCAAUCAAAUCGGGUUAAGGCAAUUUUAAGACGGUAGCAGUGUUUUGAUUCCUAGUUCAAAAAUGAAAUUUUAUGGGACCUUUACUUAUUAUGCAGUUUUGAAAUUGGAAAACAAAUACCAAGAAAGACUAUCAGUAGAGAUGCUCCUCAGUGGGAUAUUUGUAUAAAUCUGUGUAGCGGUGCUUAGAGACUGAAGUCAUCUACAAUGUAAAGCUGCCCUAAAUGUGUCACUUCAAAGCAGCUUUGUGAUAUAAAAGUACAGGAGCUAUUAUUGAGCCAGGAUUAUAAAAUAAAUACUUUAAUAAACAUAUGAGAACAUAAAAAUGUCUUCGUUUGGGGUUUUCAUGGGAUUAUUUCAGUUCUUUCGUUUGAAAAAUCAUUGUCUCACAUUCUAUUUGUAAUAAAAGCAAACAGCAUCCCUUGUUGUUGUCAAAGAAAAUAUUGACUUAUUUUAUGUGAGCUUUCAUGUUUCCAUGUGAAAAGCUGACUUAUAAAGAUGUAAAAUUG
Molecule: messenger RNA, 3102 nt
Organism: Erinaceus europaeus (western European hedgehog)
Lineage: Eukaryota; Metazoa; Chordata; Mammalia; Eulipotyphla; Erinaceidae
Gene: ATG4C
Product: autophagy related 4C cysteine peptidase
Exons: 12
Coding region: 609-1985 (458 amino acids)
Molecular function (GO): protein-phosphatidylethanolamide deconjugating activity
Source: RefSeq, a predicted model, not a curated record